Messenger RNA from Dictyostelium discoideum AX4, 981 nucleotides. RefSeq names its product RNA-binding region RNP-1 domain-containing protein (gene tra2). Bases 1 to 981 code for a protein of 326 amino acids. Lineage: Eukaryota; Evosea; Eumycetozoa; Dictyosteliales; Dictyosteliaceae. The record is from RefSeq and is a predicted model, not a curated record. Gene Ontology annotation, molecular function: RNA binding; nucleic acid binding. Gene Ontology annotation, cellular component: nucleus. The transcript is spliced from 4 exons.
AUGGAAGUUGCAGAUAGAAUGAUGUCAAAUGGCGUCGAUAACGAUAGACGUAGUUCACCAAGUCCACACAGAGGUAAUGGUGAUAUGAACAAUGGAAAUGGAAAUGGAAAUCGUGACAGCAGGGAACGUUCACCACCAAGAGGUAACAGUAGAGAACGUUCACCACCAAGAGGUGGAUCACCAAACAGAGGUGGUUCUCCAAACAGAGGUGGUUCUCCAAAUAGAGGUGGUUCACCAAAUAGAGGUGGUUCUCCAUCAAGAGAUGACAAAAGACGUUAUGGUAAUGGUGGUAAUGGCGAAACUAGAAAUAGAUUAGCAAAUACUGCUUCACCAAGUAAUGUGUUGGGUGUAUUUGGUUUAGCACCACAAACUGAAGAAAGAGAUUUAAAGGAUGAAUUCUCAAGAUUUGGUAAAAUUGAUCAUGUUGAUCUCAUUAUGGACAGAAAGACUGGUCGUUCUAAAUGUUUUGGUUUCGUUUACUUUGAAAACAAAGAAGAUGCUGUCAGAGCCAAAGAAGAAUGCCAAGAUUUACAAUUACAUGGUAAGAGUAUCCGUACUGAUUUCUCUGCAACCAAGAAACCACAUGAACCAACUCCAGGAAAAUAUUUUGGUAAUCCAAGAUACGACUCUAGAAGAUCUCCACCAAGAUUCUCACCAUACGGAGGUGGUGAUAGAUAUGGUAGAGGUGACUAUGGCGGUAGAGGAGGUGGUGGUGAUAGAUAUGGUAGAGAUGAUAGAGGCGGUGAUAGAUAUGGUAGAGAUGAUAGAGGUGGUGACAGAUAUGGUGGAAGAGACGAUAGAGGUGGUGACAGAUAUGGUGGAAGAGACGAAAGAGGUGGUGACAGAGGUGGUGACAGAUACGGUAGAGACGAUAGAGAUAGACACAGAGAAGAUAGCAGAGAUAGAUACAACGAUAGAGGUGGUGACAGAUACAACGAUAGAUUUAGAGAUGAAAGACCAAGAGAUAGUUACAGAAGAUAG